Molecule: messenger RNA, 2423 nt
Organism: Vitis riparia (riverbank grape)
Lineage: Eukaryota; Viridiplantae; Streptophyta; Magnoliopsida; Vitales; Vitaceae
Product: CST complex subunit TEN1
Exons: 4
Coding region: 1689-2066 (125 amino acids)
Biological process (GO): negative regulation of telomere maintenance via telomerase
Cellular component (GO): CST complex
Molecular function (GO): telomeric repeat DNA binding; telomerase inhibitor activity; single-stranded DNA binding
Source: RefSeq, a predicted model, not a curated record
UAUUGGCUCUGGUUUGGGUUUCAGCUUCUUUCAAUUUCUCCAGAUUUUGAUUUGUUAGGGUUUUACUUUGAUCUGUUUUUCAGUGACUGAUCAAAAGCAUUAUAAUUAUAGAUGUAGAACUUAUAGUUCAAUGCAGUUUUAUUUCGAAAUUAUAAUCAUUAUAUUGAGCAACUUGAAUGAGUUGGUGGUGCUUGAUGUGUGGCCCUAGGUUUUCUUUUCUCUGUUUGUGUUGGGGAGAAAUAAUGUAGGUAAUUUUGAGACUUGAAGGCGGUUUAGUGCAGCUGUAGCUUCUAAUGAAGAUUUUCUCGGGAAAAUUUAUGUAAAGAAGAGGUAUCUACUAAUAUGUGAAAAUAAAAUAUGAAAAAUUUUAAAUUUUGAAACCCCUUCUUGGAAGCUCUUUGGAAAAAGGAUCUUAUAUCUAACUUUAGUGAAAAGAGGUUUUAGGUUUCAGACAUCUUUUAGUUGUAACUAAAACACAAUGUAAAGAUGAUCUAUAGGUAGAAAAACUUUUGGGCAAUCAAGAAGUUGAUGCCAAACUGAGCCCUAAUCUGGGACAACUCUAAGGUAGCUGCCAUGAAGAAAGAGAUAGAUAUACCUUAAGGCUUUUUAGGUGUCUCAACAGGAUCAGAAAAUAACAAAGUCUCCCAAUUCAACUUUAGUCUUAUUAAAGUCUUCUAGGAGUUUGACAUGUAGAGAACUAUUAUUAUUCAUUUUGUUUUCAUUUUAUAACAAUUUGUCUUAUUUAAAUUGAAAGUUUUAAAAGUAUAAAAGCUUCCUAUAAUAAGAAAUUAUAAGUAAAAAAGCCUUUUAAAUAGGAGUCGAAAAACCAAAUACUUCUAACUUUUGUUGUUGAUGAUUGAUCUAUUCAGUUCUGUAAGCCCUGUAGAAUUAUGUUGUUUUUGAAGAUCCUUUAAUCCACUGUUUGUGGUGACCUUUAUUCUCCUUUCCUUUGGGUUUGCUGAAAGUUAUCCUUUGCAUUAUUUUUCGUUGUUUGCUGGAGUGUGCCAAUCAUCCUGAAAGGGCCUUAACUGUUCAAACGUUGAGCUAUCUGCUUUUAAAAUUGAGCUAAAAGUUAUGGUUUGCUUUCGUUUAAGAUUCUUAACUAGUAAACUUGUGAGGGUAUUUUGACUUGUAUCAGCUCCAUGUGUAUGACUGUAGGUUUAACUUUUUGCCAAGAAGCUUGUUGAUAUGAACUCCCAACUUUUUUCAAUAAAUAAAUAAACAGAGAGAGGGAUAAUUAAUGAAGAUAUAUUUGUUAUCCUGAGUGUGGAAUUGCCUUGAUGAGGGAAAAGCUCAAGCUGAAGAACUACAAAGCUAGGACUUUACUGGGUUUGGGUGAUUGCCAAUUUUGAAGUGUUUGAAUGACAUAUUGGUAGAGAAACUUUCAACAUGGGGUGAGGAGAGCUGCUAUUGUCUUAUCAGACUAGCCAAACCAAGUAACUUCUGAGUUUUCCAAAUUCCAGGAGACUAUCUGAAUUCUGUGGCACUAUUUUCAGUGGAAUCUUCUUGCUUGAAACUUCUGGAUUGAAUCAUUCUAAAAUAAAAAAUAAAUACAUCAGCACCCCCCACCCAACAAAUCCCACUUCCUGAUUAGCAUUGUACGUAACCUAUUUUUUGCAGGGCUGUUGAAUAAUUUGUUUUAUUCUUUCAUCACAUGCUAUCCUUAACUUGCAGGAAGUAGUGGGUCAAUGAUGUCCUCUGCAGUAAAGUCUGGAGCAUUGGUUUCUUUGCAAGACCUACAACCAUCUUCUCCAUUCUUUAAGCAAGGAGCUUCACUUAGAGUUACUGGAAAGCUACAAGAGUACUCUGUUGAGACAGCUAUAGCCAUAGUUAUUGAUGGGAGUGCCAACCUGAAGAUCAACACCCAGCAUCUGAGGGACCUUACAUUUCGAGCUGGCUCCAUUUAUCAAUUCAUAGGUGAACUCCUCAUUCAACCCGAUAAUGAGGCAAUCUUACAAGCAAGAGUGGGUAGGAAUGUCGAUGGCAUCGACCUCAACCUCUAUCACCAGUCUCUGCAGCUGGUGAGACAGUUUCAGGCAGACCACAUGAAUGACCAAGCAGCUUAGUCCAGUUUCCCCCAGAGGCUCGGCAAGAGAAUUUUCACAAAGAAAGGUGUGGAGGAGGAGGUGUAUGGAGAAGUUUCUCGUUGCUGGGGACAAAAUCUUUUACCAAAUAUUAGGAUCUAUGACUUUGAAUUGGGCCGGGCCCACCAGAAAGACGGGCCAAGAGUCUUGAUCUGACAAAGGCGUGGUCAAUUGGCUAUCAACUUAUAGGUGGGGGAGAGGGCAUCAUCCCCAUCUUUGAUAUUUCCCUAUGUACUCUCCUCAUAGGUGGGGGGAUUCAUACCAAUUAUUUGUUUCAAAAACAUUUUUUUUUCCCCUAAAUCAUUUUGUUUCUACUGAAAAAAUAAUUAUUCUUUUUUU